UUGGUUAAAGCGUAACGACGCUCACUGACGUUAUUCACUACCCAUCGUCCUCUGCGAAAUGCGGAAAAGCCUGGCAAAACAAAGAGUGUUAGAGGAGAGGUACGAACAUACUUUGAAAUCUUCAACAAUGUCUAAAAUAGAGCGUUUAAAUGCCCGUGUGGCAAAGCUCUUGACUGUGGCUGUACAUGAGGUAUUGGAAGUGGUGAGAGAGACGGUAUCGGAGUACCAGGAGAAAACUGCUCGAACACAAAGAGAGAAUGAGAGUCUCAGACGGAGGCUACAGGAACUGCAAGACAAGGUGAAGAGGGCGAGUACAGCAGGUGCACAGCCCGCUGCUCUUCCUGCCUCUAGAGGAAAGUCUCUCAUAGAACAGCAGUACGGUGAACAGGAGUGGAGCUCCAGUCUAAGGCAGGACAUAGAGCUCACACUGACUGAAGAGAAACAGGAGAUCACAGAGGAGCACAGAAUCAGACAAAGAGAAGAGGACGGCAGUGGACUGGACUCAGAUCACAUGGGCGAGUCAGAGAUUGACUGUGACAUACUGGUAUCAGCACAUGGCACUCUGGGAUCUGAGGACGUUUCUCCAAAGACUGAUGCGGCUCUGUCAGUCUACAUAUCUCACCCUGCGUUAAGUAACACUGAUAUUGACUCUAUCCAUUCUGUGAAUACUUCAAACUCCCACGCUUCAAACACUUCUAAAUCCCAGGUUCUAUCCAUUCUGUCUGCCGAUGAAAUUAAAAUAGAACCUGAACCACCAGGGUAUGGAACAUCCCUACAGCACUCUGCACAAAUCCAUUUUUAUGAUGGUGCAGAAUCGAGUGCCGACGUAGUACAAACUGAAUCAACUCAGGACCUUCAUCAAGUUAACACAGAGUCUUAUGGACUUGUGUACAUUAAUUCAGAUCACAGCACUUUUGAGGACAGAUUUACAUUUGAAAAAAAUAUUAGAUCGCUAUUGGACAGUAGAAAACACAAACAAUAUCAGAGCAGUCAGGAACAACCCCACUGUAUUCUAGGUGGAAAGACCUUCGCUGGAGUCGGAAAUCUGAGAAUACAUCAGCGCCAUCACGCGGGUGAAAAACCUUACUGUUGUAUGCAGUGCGGUAGACGGUUCAGUCAUGCAGGUGAUUUCAAAAAACACAAGAGAGUUCACACAGGAGAGAAACCGUAUCGCUGCACCGUGUGUGGAAAGGGUUUCAGUCAGUCCGGAUAUCUGAAAAUACAUCAGAGAUAUCACACAGGGGAAAGACCGUACUCCUGCAGUCAAUGUGGGAAGAGUUUCAGUCACUCAAGUAACCUUAAAAAACACCAGCAAAUUCACAUAGGUCAGACACAGUAUGUCCUAGUACCUGCGAUUGAUUGGCGACCUGUCCAGAGUGUAUUCCUGCCUCUCGCCCAAUGCACACUGGGAUUGGCUUCAGCACCCCCCCGCGACCCUGACCAGGAAUUCAGCAAAAUGUCUAAAAUAGAGCGUUUGAAUGCCCGAGUGGCAAAGCUCUUAACAGUGGCUGUACAUGAGGUAUUGGAAGUGGUGAGAGAGACGGUAUCGGAGUACCAGGAAAAAACUGCUCGAACACAAAGAGAGAACGAGAGUCUCAGGCGGAGGCUACAGGAACUGCAAGACAAGGCGACAAGAAAGAAUACAGAAAAUGAACAAUCUGCUGCCCCCUCUUUCCCUGAAGAAAGAGUUUUGAUUGAACAGGAGUGGAACCCUAACCUGAGGCAGGACAAUGAGCUCAUACUCACUGAAAAGAAACAGGAGAUCACAGAGGAACACAGAAUCAGACAGAGAGAAGAGGAGGGAAGUGGACUGGAGUCGGAUCACAUGGCAGAGUCAGAGAUUGAUUGUGAUGUACUGGUGUCAGUGCAUGGUACACUGGGACCUGAGGAUGUUUCUCCAAAGACUGAUGCCAUUCUGUCGGGGUACGCCUCUCAUCCUGUGAUAAGUAACACUGAUUUGGACUCUGUUCAUGCCGUCAAUAUUUCAGCCUCAUUGUCUCCAAACACUUCCAGCUUUGGCAUUUUACCUACUUCUGAUGACAUAAAAACAGAGCCGGAUUCGUUAGAAUACACUACUUCUCAGCACUCUUCUCAAAAUCAUUUUUAUGAAUGUGCAGACACAAGGAGUAACUUGGCACCAACUGACGCCAUCCCAGACCUUGAACAAGUUGAUACAGAUUCCUAUGGAGUUGCGUACUUUCAUUCCAACCAUAACACGUUUGUGGAUAGAUUUUCUUUAGCAAAAACUAGAUCAGUGGUAGAUAAUAGAAAACAUAAGCAAUAUUACAGGAAGGAGGAACAACAUCGCUGCAUUUUGUGCGGUAAGACAUUCAGUCGGGUGGGAAAUCUGCGUAUACAUCAGCGAUGUCACACAGGAGAAAAGCCUUACUGUUGCAUGCAGUGUGGGAGACGGUUCAGUCAUGCAGGCAAUCUGAAAAAGCACAAGAGAGUUCACACAGGAGAGCGGCCUUACUGCUGCCAUCAGUGUGGUAAGACCUUUAGUCAGUCAAGCCACCUCAAAAAGCACCAGAAAAUUCACAUCGUCAGACAUCUUAGUGUUGCAUGAAGAGUACACAUGAACUUUGGAAUUCAAGAAGACUGUGUGGCUGUGAUUUCAAAAGUUGCAAAUAUGAGAAGAGUGUCUUUCAACCAGGAAGGUUUUUUUUCAGUUGUAAGAAAUACUAAAUCAUUUUUUUUUCUGCACAUAGCUGUAUAAUAACUUAAAUACAGUAAGAAUCAAGAUAGAAAACUGCAAAUUCAUUCAUUAUUUUUCUAUGGUGGUAAUUACACAGUUAAAAUUUUGAGUGGAAAAGCUAUAUCAGAAAAUAUGACUAAAAGCUCAUACAUCUGUUCAAUGUAGCAUUCUGAAGGCAUAGUUCAAUUUUUGUCAGACAUUGUGUAGAAGUGAAGAAACUUUUUUCCUCAUGUUGAUAUAUUUGCAAGUGUAUUGUAGCAGUUAGGAACUAUGACUUCUUAGAGGUUACAUGUUCAAAUUGCAAGUAGGGUACUGUCAUUGUAAUCUUGAUCAUGGUAAUGAAGUAAAAUAUCCAACUGCUUAAUUCAACAAAUAUGGGGAAUAUGUAAUGCUUGUUUGUCACUCUGGAUAAUGGCAUCUGCAGAGGAAAUAAAUAUUUUUGGGUACAUGUAAUUUCCUUCCACAUGCUGCAUUCUGUAUUAAUUGAUUUGAAGUUACCUAUAUGUACAUCUGAAGGCACAUCAGAUACAUUCCUUUUCAUUUAAAUUAAUCAGCAUAUUUAACGGUACACAUGUAGUACCCCGAAAUUGAUCCACAAACCUUUAGGGGUUACAAGGACUGCUCUUUAAUCACUAUGCCACACUGCCUGAAUCAUUUAUUAUGUAAACGUUUAUUUGCAGGUUUUUUGAAUGACUGGACUGCACAUUUUUUGACUUUUUGACUUUAUUCUUAUGUAUUUUGUUGUCUUUCCAGUAAAAUAGAUGUUUCAUCAAAAAUAUCUUCAAAGACAUUUUCAUUCAUUUUUUCAUCAUGGUCAUUGAAAAAUAUUUUCUAAAACAUCUGAAUGGAAAAAUCACUGAGGAUUUUAGAUUUUUUUUUUUUUUACAUUUCUUGGAUAUGAAAGCAUUUUGUAUUUUCUUUUCCUAAGUUAAAUAGAUUAUUAAUCAUAAAUGUUAAUUCUUGUAUUUCACCAUGGUUGUUGAAAAAAGAAGAGGUCUAGUCCCCCUGAAUGGAAAGAGCACAAAUGUAGGGUUUUACAGUUGUUGUUUUUUUUUUUGUUUUUUUUGCUAUGUUUUAAAAAAAAAAAACUUUUGGGAUAUUACUUAGUCCCUAUAUUUCUUAUAUAUUUUCCUGUCUGCCCUGUGAAAUACAUUUUUAUUAAUAAAUAUCUUCAAACACA
This is a messenger RNA of Anguilla rostrata (American eel), 3875 nucleotides long. RefSeq names its product zinc finger protein 263-like. The record is from RefSeq and is a predicted model, not a curated record. Gene Ontology annotation, molecular function: RNA polymerase II cis-regulatory region sequence-specific DNA binding; DNA-binding transcription factor activity, RNA polymerase II-specific. Lineage: Eukaryota; Metazoa; Chordata; Actinopteri; Anguilliformes; Anguillidae. The transcript is spliced from 6 exons. Gene Ontology annotation, biological process: regulation of transcription by RNA polymerase II. The coding region runs from base 59 to 2566 and encodes 835 amino acids.